Molecule: messenger RNA, 300 nt
Organism: Penicillium diatomitis
Lineage: Eukaryota; Fungi; Ascomycota; Eurotiomycetes; Eurotiales; Aspergillaceae
Exons: 2
Coding region: 1-300 (99 amino acids)
Biological process (GO): mitochondrial respiratory chain complex I assembly
Cellular component (GO): mitochondrion
Source: RefSeq, a predicted model, not a curated record
AUGCCUAACAGAGUUCGUCCAAUUGAAAAGGUGGCUAAAGCGACAGCGAAAUGCUCGACUGAGGCAGCGGCUUACGGAAAAUGCAUUAUCGCGGACUACAACUCCGUUCACAAGGACAUGUGUGCCAAAGAAUUUAUGCGACUGAAGGAUUGUUUCCUGGUAAGCGAAGCCGAUAUCAUUGUCUCAGAUCCAGCCCAGACUAAUUCGGCCAGGCUGCCUCCAAGAAGGUUUAAGUCGGAUGUUCAUCUGAUGCGUCAUUUUGCCUCAUGUCCCAGCGGUGUUAUGAUUUGCAAUCGUUGA